Molecule: messenger RNA, 5169 nt
Organism: Cryptotermes secundus
Lineage: Eukaryota; Metazoa; Arthropoda; Insecta; Blattodea; Kalotermitidae
Product: mediator of RNA polymerase II transcription subunit 15
Exons: 8
Coding region: 697-4935 (1412 amino acids)
Biological process (GO): extracellular matrix organization; cell adhesion
Cellular component (GO): extracellular matrix
Molecular function (GO): cell adhesion molecule binding
Source: RefSeq, a predicted model, not a curated record
ACGGCUCCACGUAAAUCAUAAAAAUGCAGGCCUGUUCUGUGCAAGAGCGGCUGCCCGAGAGAAUAAUGAAUGUAGGCCUAACAAGUGAGAUGGCCAUCUACCUGAGAAGUUGAACUCGUUAUGGACCUCUAAAGUGGAACCUGUUCCUUCGACACCCUUACCAUCAAUGAAAAACAAGAAAAAUGGUAGCCAUCUACCUGUUUAAGGUAUGACCCACAUAUGAGGAAUGGUUUAUUCUCCUUUCCCACAGCACUUAACGAGAGGCAGUUGGAUACGCAACUCCCCUGCAGUUAGUAGAGCAGUCUCCAUGUUACUGCUACUGUGCUUCGAAAAGGGAGAGUGAAACACCGGCAUUGAGACUACGAGGUUUAAUAGCCGUUGAGCGCAACCUCCACAUCUUCAGUCGCAGUCCAUUCGUGGACUAAGAAAGAUGCUUUGUUUUUGUAGAGGACUGUUGCUUCCACCAGCGUGACAGAUUUGCAUUACGUCAGCAAGUAUAGAGUUCUGUAAAUUAGCUUCGAACGUGUGCCAAAUGAUUUGAUAGCGGAGUUUCGGGACAAUGGUUUGUGAAGUAAUUGAGUUUGGUUUAUAAUCGUUAAAAAGACGUGAACUGAACUUGACUUUGAAGAAUUUCUUAUUUGGUAUUACUGCAGACUUCUAAAAGUAUCUGUUGAAUAUUUGGAUGUUUGGGACUUCAUGAGUGUUUGUGUUUCGGAAAUGAAGUGGAAAAAUAAUAGCGCUGAAGGCCGUGGUAACGGUUGUAGCCAUGUCUGGACCACAGUGAUAUUGCUAGAGAUGAUUUUAGCCACACAUGUACUGCUGGUUGCGUCAGAAGGGGACAUCACGAGGGCAGAUGCUAUUGCAGAAGGAGUUUCGAAUAUCCCACAGUACUCAUUUCCACACUUUCGUCAUGCGGUGCCGAAUUUCCGUCGCCAGUUGUCUCAUCAUGAACAGAAAGAAAUCUUAACAGACAUCCAACAGAACCACAGGUUUCAGCAGGCACUAGUGGAUCCACGGGCCCCGACCAAUUCCCACCAACAUCCGUUCUCGAUUCUUCAGCAGCAACAGUACUCUCACCAACAAGAGCGGCAUCUAAUUCCACAGCAACCAACUUUAAAUCCAACCCAGCAAUCAGCUUAUUCUACUGUACCGCAGCUGACCCGUGAACCAUCUUCGUCUCUCUUCCCCCAACCACAGUCUCCAGUCGCAACUCAAGAAUCUCCCAUUUUGUUGUCUCUGCAACAAUCUCCGCUUUCGUCACCACAGUUUUCAUCACUGUUCUCCCAACAGCCACAGGUUCCAUUUGCAACCCAGAACUCACCUCUUUCAACUCAGCCAUCUCCGGUUUUGUUGUCACUACAGAAUUCCCCCCUGUCAAUACACCGGCCAACAGAGUUGUUCUCACUGGUCCCACAGACUCCGCAUUCCACCCAACAGUCGCCACUUACAAGUCAACAGUCACCAGACACUUUCUCUCAACAACCGAAAUCUCCAAUUUCGACGCAGCAAUCAACACUUACGACUCAAGAAUCUGAAAAUGAACGGAAAGAAGAAGUGACCACCCAACAACAAAAAACAGAGGAUCAAGAUACAGAUACAAAAAUACUAAACGAAGAUACAAACACCGACUUCACCAUUCAACGUUCCAUCUCAGAUCCUGAAGAAUUACAGAAAGUGCAGCGUCUGGAACUGCAGCGGGAACAAGAACGGAAAGAGAGACUGAAGAAAUUUCAAGAAGAACAAUUGAAACUGAUUCAGGAGCAAAGUGAGAGGCGACUUAAAGAAAGGCAAGAGGAAGAUAAGAGGGACGAAGAGAGGAGAUUAAAACUACAAGAGCAGCUCAGAAAAAUCCAAGAAGAAAAAGAGAAACGGAGAAAACAACAAGAAGAGGAACAACUCAGAUUAAUGCAAGAAAGGAAGGAAAGGCUGCUAAAACUACAACAGGAGGUGAAACUAAGAUUAAUUCAAGAAAAAGAAAGGCAAAAGAAGGAAGAAGAGGAGGAGCAACUGAGGACAAUUGAAGAACAGAAAGAUAAGGAAGAGAAGCAACAGCAGGAACCGUCACUAUCCUCAGUAAUUUACGCUCAGCCAACACCAGCAACAAAACAAACACUCCAAGAAAUUGUACUGCAGCCAAGCCAGAAUGAGCAGCGGCCUCGACAAAGAGCCAGAAUCGUCGAGGAGUCAGACCCAAGUGUUGCAUCGGAGCAACUGUUCUUGCAAAACGAAAGACAGAAACUUUAUUAUCAACUGAAAGAAGCCCAACAGCAGCAGGAAAGGAAACAACAGGCAAGUGACCAGAAACAGCAAAUUCAAGAACCUCUGCAAGGAACAAUAAACAACAAGAGGCCUGCAAAUCAAGUUACACAGCCCAGACCUGACCAGCGUAGUGCUCAUCAGUCUAAACUGAGUGAACUGGAAAAGCAGCUGCAUCAGAAACAACUCCAGGAUCAACUCCAGAAGCAAUUUCAGCUCCAGUUACUACAAAGGCAAGACCUUUUGCGUCAGUUGAAACUGGCGGUUUCAAAAGCAGCUACCCCUACAAAUGAAGACCAGAUCGCUCCAGGCCCCAUAGCCGUUUCAGGAGGAAACACAUCCGCUCAAUUGUUUCUCGCGAACGGACAGAAGAUACAAGUAGUGCAGAGUCCCAGACAAGGCCGUCCGCUAACGGAUACUGUGCCUGGUAACGAAUCUCCUCCAACGGCUUCAGUAUCAACUACAACGCAGAGACCUCCAAGGGCUUUAUUUGAGGAGCUCACAAAGGGGGUAUUACCGCCAGGUGCUGACUUCGAAGUAAUCCGACAUAAACAGGAUGGAGCACUUGAAGAUGUUGGAAAGCAGUUGCCACAGAAUCUACCCCAGAAGAAGGUUACAUUUGUGUUUCUAGAGGAACAAGAGGAUGGGUCAUAUAAAGUGAAAGGCGUUCGAGGUAGCCAUAUGGGACAGCCUGAAGGAGAUCAAACGCCUGCUAGUGACAUAGAGUCAAUCAUAAAGAAACUUCAGGAAGGUGAUCUGAAGCUACCAGCACCAUCCAACAUUCCAGUCGCACAGCAAAGCACAGUGCCUCAGUUACCAUCAAGUAUAUCAUCACCAAAGGUUUCUGAAAAUUUCAUUACUCAGUCCACCGUGAAUCCAAUUCCUACUACUUCUAAACCCAACAGUAUUAUUAAAACGGUUUCCUCAAAUUUUAAUAUCCAAUCACGUCCAACUACGGCAAAACCUAACAGUAUUAUAAAAACUGUUUCAUCGAACUUCAAUAUCCAGCAUCACCGAGGAAUGGAUUUCCUUCAGUCAGUGACAUUACCACCUCUUUAUGACGUUGAUUCAACGGUGAAUAGUAAAGCAAACAAGCAAACCAUUCAAACCGAUUUCUCGACUACGCAAUUGAACAGUCCUUACUCCGUGGACGCUCAUCCGACAGGACAGAAUGCAGCAGCCCCGGUAUAUCCGCAGACUGUUGCUUCCCCACACCCACAACAAGGUCCAGGUUCCAUAAAUCCUUAUACGAAGAUAAACCAACAACCAAGCAUUUAUUCAUCAAACGUCGAUGAUAAUACGCCUCAAUAUAAAAAGAAAAAUAGCCCUGUAACCACUUAUCCUACAAUUACCCAAUUUUCACCGACGGUUGCAGCUACGGCUUACUUCCCACAAAAUGAAUAUUCCCCAUCAAUAGUUCCGCAAUAUACAACGUUGGCUCCCAAGAAAAAGUUACUGUCGAAGGAACCAUUCCUGCCCACAGAUCCAUCAUUUGUGAAUCCAUCCCAGUCUUACGCGUCAUUCUUUGCAUCAGGAAAUAUCCCGAAACAAACAUUUCAGGGUCAGGAGACAUCGACUCCUGGAAUAAUUUACGCCAAUCCAACCACACAAGUGCCACUUCUAACAACAAACACGUCAGUACAGCAAGUUGUUUCUAAACAAAAGCAGCGUGACUUCCAUCAGAAUAUUGACGCCCCGUCUUUGAAAACACGAACAAGGGUAGCAGCGCCAUCUUCCCAGAAUAUUCUGAAGGAAUCUGAAAGACUUGUACCACUAGAAGAAGAUGGGUCAGUUGAGUACCAGACAACGGUGGGAGAAGUUCCGCUGUCGCUGGCUGACGUUCUCAAGAAAGAGGGUCUCUAUGCCAUGGCCAGGUUCCUCCGGGAGUCUGGACUAAACAACAUGCUUAACGACACUGGUCCAUACACCGUGUUUGCCCCGACAGACAAGGCGUUCCGUGCGUUGCUUGUGCAACUCGGGGGCCCCGAGAAAGCGGAAGAGAAAUUUAAGGAGAACCCUCGACUCUUGAGCGGGUUGCUGCUGCAUCAUGUAAUCCCUGGUGCCUUCGAGUUGUCGUCCCUGCAGGACGAGAUGACCGGAGUGAGUCUGGCGGGCACCCAGCUCCGGGUAAACACAUACACCACUCAGGAUGUUGAGUGGAACGACGUCAAGGUUGUGACCAUCAACGGGGCUCGCAUCUCACGAGAUAAGCACGACGUCCCUAUUCCUCAGGGCAUUGCCCAUGCUGUGGACAGGGUCAUGUUCCCACUUCCUGUCGGCAACAUCAUACAGACCCUCCGGUCAGACAGAGAGCGUCGGUUCACCAAGUUCCUGAGAGCGAUCCAGGUGUCAGGGCUCACGGAUAACUUCACAGGGAACAAGGUGUACACAGUGUUCGCUCCGACGGACCGAGCCUUCUCUGUGGUGGACACCGAGGAUCUGAACAAGCUGCUGACAGACGGGGACAUGUCUCGAGCACUUGUCCUGAGGCACGCAAUUCCAGGGACUCUGUACAGCUCCGGCAUGAGGUUCUACCAGCUACGCGACUCCCUGGAGAAGGGAUCCAGCAUUGCGCUUCACAAAUCCAACGGUCAAGUGAAGGCGAACUCAGCGGGUGUUGCGACCCACAACAUCCCUGCGACAAACGGAGUGAUCCACGCCAUAGACGGACUCCUGUAAGGAAAACAUUUCGACCUCUAAUACAUAAAGCUGUGUGCUGUGAGUUCCGUUAUAUAUGUUUAAUAACUUUUACGAAAGGCUUAGGAAGUGAUAACCUAUACUGAAAAGUAAUCAGCUCUGGACUUUUCAUAUUUCUAUAGCUUAUAUGUAUAUCCAUGGAAGAUGAUCAUGGAAUGCUGAUAGCAUUCUAAAGAGUGUAUAUUUAUGUAAUAAAUACAGGCAUUUUUUUUAAUA